GCUCCCGAUUUUAGGGAUGCUCUAAGAAUUCCUGAGCCAUUUCCCUAGCGGAGUAAACAGACGAGUUCCGUUGCGAAAUAAGGGGAGAAGAACGUUGUGCGGCGCUGAGAGUUCAAGGACGGUCCCCGAGAGUAACCGAAUCCCCCGGCCUGAGAAGAGAGGAGCCGAGUCAGCUGCCCGGGCCCGGCCAUGAGUCACCUCAGCGGGGAUGGCGGGGCAGUUCGGUCCCUCCUGGAUUUAUGCCUUUACUGCUUAACAGAGAAUAUUUCAAGAUAUGCUGCGGAUAUUCGGCCCUUGCCUCCCAACAUCAAAGAUAGGCUGAUUAAAUCACUGAGCAUUCAAGGAUGGAUAACCGAUUCAAAUAUUAGUAUGGUUCUGCACCCUGCUGUGGAGGCAUUAGAUCUUCAAGUCUGUGAUAUUUCAGAUAAUGCUCUGCAACAGCUUAGUAACUGCAAGCAACUUAAAAAAAUAAACUUAAAUGUUUGGAAAGAUAAGAGACUAACCAUCACUUCAGAAGGAGUUGCAGCCCUGGCCUCCUCAUGCCCUUAUUUGCGUGAAGCUUCUUUUAAACGGUGCAGCAACCUUACAGAUACCGGGGUCCUUGCCCUAGCACAUAAUUGCCAACUUCUACAAGUCUUAAACAUUGGUGGAUGCUCCAGGAUCACAGACACAUCAUUGCAUGCCCUUGGAAAGCACUGUCGGCAUCUGCACAGUGUGGAUUUUUCAUCUACUUGCGUUACUGAUGAUGGCGUUAUAGCACUUGUUAGUGGAAUAUGUUCAAAGAAUUUAAAGGAGAUCCACAUGGAGCGGUGUGUGAAUCUAACUGACAUAGCUGUGGAAGCUGUCUUGACUUGCUGUCCUAUGAUAUACAUUUUUCUCUUUCAUGGAUGCCCUCUGAUAACGGAUCGUUCCCAAGAAGCUUUGGAACAGCUGGUUGGACCAAACAAAUUUAAGCAAGUUUCAUGGACUGUUUACUGAUUUUUGUUCAGCCUGUAUCAUUUACUCGCUGGAGUGAUCUGUUGUCACCCAAGUAAUUUCUGUCCAAGAGCUGUAUUAAUCCUCUGUUGGUGUUAUAAGAAAAAGAAGGGCAUUGUAUUCUUUGCAGGGCUUUUUGCUCCACAUUACAAGUAUAGAGCGGGAACAUUUUUUUUAAUUCUUCAGAAGGUCAGCACUGAAUUGGACUGAAUCCAAAGGUGCUCUUCUGCUUAUAGGCUCCUUCCAUGAGUAAUGGUGCUCUGCGUUCCAGUGAGAAGUCCUGCACUAGCAAAGGGCCAACUACAAAUCCAGUGUGUGGGGGUGAACCAGCAAGGCUUGGGAGCUAGCAGAGUUAAAUGUCUUAUCAGGCAUCCCUUUGAGGACCAAGUAUGUUCCAAACCAGGUCUUGUAACUGGAGAUGUGUUUUCUUUGUGCUGUGUCUUGUUUUCAAAAUAAAAUCUUCAAGUUUCAAA
Messenger RNA from Heteronotia binoei (common prickly gecko), 1448 nucleotides. It is a transcript of the gene AMN1, whose product is annotated as antagonist of mitotic exit network 1 homolog. The record is from RefSeq and is a predicted model, not a curated record. Gene Ontology annotation, molecular function: protein binding. The coding region runs from base 190 to 978 and encodes 262 amino acids. The transcript has 7 exons. Gene Ontology annotation, biological process: SCF-dependent proteasomal ubiquitin-dependent protein catabolic process. Gene Ontology annotation, cellular component: SCF ubiquitin ligase complex. Lineage: Eukaryota; Metazoa; Chordata; Lepidosauria; Squamata; Gekkonidae.